CAACAUUUUUGGCAAAUCAAUAAACACAUUCGCUGAGAGCGAACGCGCUGCGCAAAAGUGAAAAUCCAAUCAACGAACGCAUAGAAAAAGCUAAAGCAAAACACAAGACACACAAAUCGUACGCCAACACACGCCACAUUCCCCAACGUAAUCCUCACCAGCUGCUCGCCUGCCUCUGCCUCCGCCUCUGCCAUGCGCCGACGCCAAUGCCGCUAAAGUCAAUCCUAUAGAAAUUCACUCAAGAUGAGAGUCGAACUGCUGCUUGCCAUUUGUGCGCUGUGCGCCUGCCUCUCGCUGUGCGUCGCCUGCUCCUCGCGUGCCAUAAGCAAGCCUCGACCGGAGGCGAUGGCCACAACGCCACCGGCGCCGGACAAUGUCAUUGCGCUGAGCACGACGGCGCGGCCGAACAUCACAUUUCCCAUAUUCAGCUGCCCGCCAACAUAUGCCGCCUGGUACUGCCUGAACGAUGCCACCUGCUUCACCGUGGAGAUUCACAACGAGAUUCUGUACAAUUGCGAAUGCGCGUUGGGCUUUAUGGGACCGCGUUGCGAGUAUAAGGAGAUCGAUGGCUCCUAUUUGCCGACACGGAAUCGCGUCAUGCUGGAGAAGGCGAGCAUUGUCAGCGGCGCUACGCUGGCGGUCAUCUUUAUGGCCAUGUGCUGUGUGGUGCUCUACUUGCGGCACGAAAAGCAGGCCAAGCAAAAGCUGCACGGCGGCAGCGGCAACGAUGUGGCCGACAUGGGCUUCGAGAAUGCCGGCGUCGACGAGGUGGACGGUCUCAAGCCAUUGCGCAUAGCGCGUCGUCCGUUUGGGCCGCAUCACAGCCGGAUUGCUACCUUGGAGCAGGCCUAUCGCCAGUCGGCUGCGAGCCACGAGAGAGCCAGGCAUUAGCCCUAAAAUUAACCAGCGACUGUCGUUCAAAACUGUUUAACUGUUUUCCAUUUUAUUUAACUGUUUUUCUUUUCAAUUUUAAUGCUUUAUUUUUAUUUUUUAUUAUUUUUUGUAAACGACUCGAGCGAAUUGUAGUAUUAAGUGCCUUCCGAUUUGCAGCUGAGGAAAUAAGUAUUAUUAACUGAACGCUGAAUUAAUGCAAUGCAAUUUUGGCAGCUAGCCGCCCAUUUAAAACAACUAAUUUAAUUAAUUAUUUAUUUAACAAAUGACGCCGCGUUAACAACGUUUAAUAAAUGCGUGCCAAGCAAUUAAAA
Molecule: messenger RNA, 1205 nt
Organism: Drosophila virilis
Lineage: Eukaryota; Metazoa; Arthropoda; Insecta; Diptera; Drosophilidae
Gene: Krn
Product: Keren
Biological process (GO): epidermal growth factor receptor signaling pathway
Molecular function (GO): receptor ligand activity; epidermal growth factor receptor binding
Source: RefSeq, a predicted model, not a curated record